GGGGCGCCGCGGCGGCUCAGGCUCUCUUCCCGCAGGGCCAUACGUUCAGCGGGCUGUACUGGCUGCUCCUCCAAGGCGCUGCUGCUCAGCUGCCUGCUGUUUCUGAAGAAGGAGGCCCCGCGGACAGGCGGCCCCACCACCCGACGCCCCCUUCUGGGCUCCCUGGGGUCCCGGCGUGGCCAGUGCCCACCCAACCGCACAGUGGCCAACACCUCACUGGCCCUGCCCAGCCGUCACCGCCUCCUCUUGACCUACGGCCACUGCCGGAACUUCUCCAUCUUGCUGGAGCCCUCGGGCUGUGCCAGGGACACCUUCCUGCUCCGCCACGUGGAGCGGCGCGCGGCCAUCCGAAGCACGUGGGGCCGAGAGGGGAGCUGGGCGGGCCGGUGGCUGAAGCUGGUGUUCCUCCUCGGGGUGGCCGGCCCUCCAGCCCCAGCCCAGCUGUUGGCCUAUGAGAGCAGGGAGUUCGAAGACAUCCUCCACUGGGACUCUGCCGAGGACUUCAACCUGACCCUCAAGGAGCUGCAGCUGCAGCGGUGGGUGGCGGCCGCCUGCCCUCAGGACCACUUCGUGCUGAAGAGAGAUGACGUCCCCAAUGUGCUGGAGUUCCUGCACGGUCCAGACCCCGCCCAGGACCUCCUGGUGGGAGACAUCAUCCACCAGGCCCUGCCCAACAGGAACACCAGGGUCAAGUAUUUCAUCAGGCCCUGCAUGUACAGGGUUCGCCAUUACCCACCCUACCGGGGCGGUGGCGGCUAUGUCCUGUCCAGAACCACCAUGAGGCACCUCGGGCCAGCCGUGGAGGAGGCCAAGCUAUUCCCUAUCAACGACAUCUUUGAGGGCAGGUGCACGAAGAGGCUGGGCCUGAGCCCCACACACCAUGCCAGCUUCAAGACCUUCGGGAUCUGCCUGUACCGAGGGCUCCUGGUGCACCGCCUCAGCCCCCUGGAGACGUGGACCAUGCAGGCACUGGUGACAGAUGAGGGGCUCCCAUGUGCGGCUGCCCCCAAACCCCGGCACAGACAGCUGCUCUAGAGCGGGAGGACUCACUGCUGACUUGGGUGAGGGUCCCUGCUGGGCUACAGGAUGCACCCACUUCCAUUCUGUGACCUCUCCCUCCCCUGCAUGUGUGUCCAGAGGAGGCCGGGGCACAGCAAACGCCGCUGGAAACCACAGGGCCCAUGGGCACUGUCCCUCUGGGCAGAGAAGGAAGGAGGCUGUGUAGGCCCCAAAAAACACACACAUUCUUUU
Molecule: messenger RNA, 1251 nt
Organism: Heterocephalus glaber (naked mole-rat)
Lineage: Eukaryota; Metazoa; Chordata; Mammalia; Rodentia; Bathyergidae
Source: RefSeq, a predicted model, not a curated record